AUGAAUAGGUGCGCGCGACCAGUAGUUAGGCUAGCUACAGCCAUCAGGCAUGCUUCACAGGGGACCCGGACAUAUGUUGACAGUAGCCUCGCCGAGAACGUCAAAACGGACCUUAAGAAUGUGAAAAAGAAUUCGAAGAAGCAGAAGCGUUCAAAGGUACCAAGAAAGAAUCCCAUUACCGGUGAACCAAUCGAACCACCGUCCGGCAAAGUCGAAAUCAAGGGACAUUCAGUGCUUCUAGGAGCGCGGUUACGUCGAAGUUUUCUCUAUGUACCAGCGCAUAAUGAAAGAUUCCUGGAGAAGGCGCUCAAAUCAGCCGCAGAUUGUAUCGUCUUCGAUCUAGAAGACGGCGUCGCUCCGUCAGAGAAAAAACAAGCCCGUAAAAAUCUUAAAAAUCUGUGGGAAAGGCUCGCUACCGAGGGAUAUAGAAUUGGAGAGAACCAAGGAGCUGACCUGUGUCUCCGAAUCAAUCAUGAAGGGUGGCUAGGCCCAAAGCAAUGGGAAGGCCCCUCAAAAACGAUACAAGCACCAUCUCUAGAAAUUGACCAAGAUUUGGAUCUCCUUGCGCUUCGAAGUGUCCUCAAACUAGGGGUUAAUGUGGUAGCACCCAAAGUUAACUUCCCUUACGAUAUUAGAAAUAUAAGAGAACUUGUUUUACAGAAACAAAAGGCAGUCGUGGACCCUAGUCGGCAGAUCAAAAGAUUGGAGAUGAUUCCGACAAUUGAAACUGCACUCGCUACCCUCAAUCUCGGACUCUUCCAUUCACACGCAAAACAAUUCUCGGCCAUGGUGUUCGCAUCAGAAGACUAUUGCGCAUCCAUGGGAAUUCCUCGGACACAAGAUCAUUCCAAUAUGCUAUUUGCUCGGAGUCAGCUAGUGCAUGUCUGCAAAGCAAGCAGAAAUACUCCCAUAGACAUGGUCUGCCAGGAUUUCAAAGAUCUGAGUAUACUGGAGAAGGAAUGCGAAGAAGGAGUGUAUUUAGGCUUCGAAGGCAAGCAAGCGAUACACCCGGACCAAAUCGAAACUAUCAACAGAAUAUUUUCUCCCAAAAUUCAAGAAGUCGAAUGGGCCAAGGCACUUUUGGAGGCCGUAGAGAAAAACAAAACAGAUGGUGCAUUCGAGUUUGAAGGCAAGAUGGUGGACCGACCAGUAUUCAGGAAAGCGGAGAAUAUUCUCGAGAUAUCCAACCGGAUCGAGAAAUUCGAAAAAGAUAAAUUUGUUACGAAGCUAGAAUUCUGA
Molecule: messenger RNA, 1239 nt
Organism: Orbilia oligospora ATCC 24927
Lineage: Eukaryota; Fungi; Ascomycota; Orbiliomycetes; Orbiliales; Orbiliaceae
Exons: 6
Coding region: 1-1239 (412 amino acids)
Biological process (GO): oxaloacetate metabolic process
Molecular function (GO): magnesium ion binding; catalytic activity
Source: RefSeq, a predicted model, not a curated record